Molecule: messenger RNA, 2304 nt
Organism: Sarcophilus harrisii (Tasmanian devil)
Lineage: Eukaryota; Metazoa; Chordata; Mammalia; Dasyuromorphia; Dasyuridae
Product: interferon-induced protein with tetratricopeptide repeats 1B
Exons: 2
Coding region: 125-1582 (485 amino acids)
Biological process (GO): defense response to virus
Cellular component (GO): cytosol
Molecular function (GO): RNA binding; protein binding
Source: RefSeq, a predicted model, not a curated record
CUCCUCCUUUGACUAUUUAACUAUGCUUUGCACAGCCUGAAAGAAGGAAAGCCGGUUUCUGGAGAGGAAAUUCGUCUCUUUAACAUCCUUAAAGAAACUCAAAAGAAGUAACAAGGAAUCAAUUAUGAGUGAGAUAUCUGAGAACAAUCCUAUGAUGGAUGCCCUGCUCCAGUUGAGAUGCCACUUCACAUGGGAUUUAAUGAGAGAAGACAUAGACUUGCCUGAUUUAGAAAACAGGAUUCUGGAAGAAAUUAAUUUCCUGGACACAAAGUUCAAUGUGGGAAUUCACAAUACAUUAGCUUACAUAAAGCAUGUGAGAGGUCAAAAUGAGGAGGCUCUGGAAAUCUUGAGAAAAGCUGAAGAAUUGAUCCAAUUGUUUCAUAAUGAUCAAGCAGAAAUAAAAAGCUUUGUGACCUGGGGAAAUUAUGCCUGGAUCUAUUAUCACAUGAACAGGCUGCCUGAAGCCCAGACUUACCUAGACAGGGUAGAGGCAAGUUGUAAGAAGCUUUCAAGUCUUUUCCGCUAUAAAGUGGAACUUCCAGAACUUGACUGUGAAGAAGGAUGGGCACUGCUCAAGUUUACAUGGAUAUAUUAUGAAAGGGCCAAAGCUUGUUUCCAAAAGGCUCUGGAAUCAGAGCCUGAGAACCCUGAAUUCAACACUGGAUUUGCAAUCACCAUGUUUCGCCUGGACAGUCCUGCAAAUCAUCCUAGCAUUUCUCUAGAACCACUCAGACGGGCUGUCACUCUCAACCCAGAAGAUGCUUACAUUAAGGUUCUUCUUGCAUUGAAGCUCCAGGGCCUUGAUGAAGAGGAAGAAGGAGAAAAGUACCUUGAAGAGGCUUUAAACAGUAAGUCCUCACAACCCUAUGUCCUUCGUUAUGCAGCUAAAUUUUACUGCAAUAAAUUGUGCAUAGAUAAAGCUCUUGAACUCUCCCAAACUGCUUUGCAGGCCACUCCAUCCUCUGCUGUCCUACAUUACCAGAUCGCAGUUUGUUACAAGACAAAAAUGGUUCAAAUCAAGAGGGCUACCAACAAUCAUCCACGUGGCAGGGAUAGAGGAAAUCUUAAAAGAGCAAUUCAAUCAGCCAUAUUUCAUUUUAAAAAAACAAUAGAGUUAAAUCCCACAUUUAAAGAAGGUUAUAUAGAACUAGGCAACAUGUAUGCAGAAGAAGGUAACUUCAAUAAAGCAGAAGAAAACUACCAGAAGGUGCUGAAUAUGAAUCAACUUAAAGAUUUUAUAAGACAAAAGAUCCACUAUAACUAUGGCUGCUUUCAUCAGAUUCAUAAGAAGUCUGAGGCUGAUGCUCUCAUCCAUUAUCUGGAAGGAAUAAAAAUAAACACAGAUAAUAACAUGUUUAAAAAAAAUCUCAUUGCUUUGGAGAAACUCUCUAAAAAGCGUCUUCAUCGAAACGCAUCAGAUGUGGAGAGUUUGAGUCUUCUGGGGUUCAUUCAUAAAAUGAAAGGAGAAUCAGGAGAAGCCAUACAGUUCUAUGAGAAAGCCCUGGAGUUGGGGUCCUCCCUUUGGCUCUCUGGAACAUCUCUUUUCUCUCCAGAUGAUACUCAAUCAUUAGCUUCUUUCUGAAGCCUUUCUAGAUCCCUUCAGCUGCUUCUGCAUUCUUUAUACUACCAACACUUUGUAUUUACAGAGUUUAUAUUCAUUUGUGGCUAUCUCAUUCAUCUUCAUUCUGUAACUUAUUUCAUAUUGACUUGUCUACUGAGAUGCAAAAUUCUUGAAAGUAAGGAUUAUUUCAUCCUUCGGAUUUGUCUCCCAAAUAUCUAGCACAAUGCUCAGAGUGACUGAAACACAGUAGGUGUCUAAUAAAUAAAUGUUUAUUGACUGAGUGUUGACUAAUUGAUAGAUGGAUGGAUGGAUGAAUAGGAUACUGGAAAUAAAAGCCCCCAUUAGCAAUUCCAUGAUGGAUUUGCCUUUAGUGUAAAAUUCUAUUUGUGAAUUCAGUCCCAAAAUGUCAUAAAUGCCAGUGGCUGAUUUAGCUACUAAUGAACUGAAAGACAAUCCUAUAGAAUGGAGAUAGAAUUAGUGCUGAAGUCAGAAUCACUUGAUUUCAAGUCCUAUUUCUGACACACACUAAUUGUGUUACUCUGGUCAAAUAAUUUUACUUUGUGGUCUUUAGGCAACUCAGGCUAAAUGUUGCAGUGAAAAUAUUUUAUUGAUUUGUGUUGGUAAAUGCAUGUUCCUCACCUGGCAGUCCCCCAUACCAAGGAAAUCCUAGAACCAGUGUUUUGUUUUUUCCUCAAUAUUUUAUUUUUCCAAAUUCAUGUAGAGAGUUUUCAACCUUCAUUUUU